AUGCGCUUCUCGAUGACACAUAUAGCGAAUUCGACCCUGGCUGGUGGUGUAGCAAUUGGUACGACCGCGAACGUUGUGCUAAUGCCUCUUCAUGCAUUGCUCGUUGGCGCUGGAGCCGCAGUGAUCUCCGUCCUCGGAUAUGCUUAUGUCACGCCGUUCCUUGCACGCAAGAUGCGUAUUCACGACACGUGUGGUGUAAACAAUCUCCAUGGAAUGCCAGGUAUGUCCCUCAGCAAUCAGCAUUUACUAUUUCGGUCACAAUGA
Anisakis simplex (herring worm) is the source of this 264-nucleotide messenger RNA. The record is from the annotation of a GenBank genome assembly. Lineage: Eukaryota; Metazoa; Nematoda; Chromadorea; Rhabditida; Anisakidae.